UUUAAGAAUACAGUACAAAGAUCCAUCUCGAGCUAUGAUUCUUCGAUAUCGGCAUGAAUAUACAUCAAGUGAAGAAUACAUAUCUAAUAAUAAUAAAAUUGGAGAUGUGUUCGAUGGCAAUCGAUAUAAGUCUCUGGUUGCAUUAGGCUUAUUUUCUGAUUAUCGAGAUCCACAAGGAUAUAACAGAACUAAUUAUAACCCAGAGAAUUUACCAAUGCGUACUCAUAUUAGCUAUCUUCAAGAUAUUGAAGCAAUAGAAAAUGAAAUAAGAGGAGCAAGAACUAGAAUACAACGUGAACGAGAUAUAAAUGGGCGUAGUAUUUUAUUAGAGUUGUGUUCAAUUGAUUUUCCUGCAUCAUUUUCAAUAGAUAUUAUGCAUGCACUUUUUGAAAAUGUAGCUCCACAUAUGUUUCGUCAUUUUAGUGGUAAAUUCUUUAAUAAUGAAAUGCUUAAUAAUACUGAUUAUAAGAUUUCAUUCAGUAAUUGGAAUAAAAUUACAAAGACAAUUGAACAAAAUCAAAAAAUGAUGCCAAAGGAAUUUGGAAGGCAUCCUAUUAAUAUCCAAAAAUACCACUCUGCUUUUAAAGCAGAAGAUUGGUAUAACUGGAUAGCAAAAUUUGUUAAAGCAACUCAACUUUGUCUUGAACCAGUUAUUUCUAAACAAGAACUUGAAGAAAUCCAAACACUUUUUGUUGGAUUUGUUCGCCACUAUGAAAAUGAAUAUUAUCAAAGAGAUUCUGAUAGAUUACCAGCAAUUCUUAUCAGCUUUUAUUACCUUUUACAUAUAAUGAAAUCAAUUCAAGAAACAGGUCCGCCAUGUGCUUUUCAAAAAGAAACUAAAAUUCUACCUCUGGAACGUGCUUUUAGUUUUUCAGCAACUGAAGAGGAAUUACAUUCACCAUCUCAAAAGUAUAAUAUGAUAAAGACAGAAGUUCAAAAGGUUAAGCAAUACUAUGCAACUGCAUUAGAUUUAAUGAUGAAUGAAAUAGGUGAAAUUAUUGAACAUAUUCAAAAAUAUGGCAAGCUGAGAACUAAAUCUGAAGCACUAAUUGGCUCAAAACUAGUUAACUGUAAAGGAGAUGUUGCUCGCAAUAACUAUUCAAUUGCUGCAAAGCUUUUAGUUGACAAAAAUGCACACCUACUAAGAGCACAUAAUGACUUUGAAGAGCGCGAGUUUUAUGGCAAUAAUAUACAAUAUUUUCAUAACUUUGGUGAAACAAGUGUUAUCAAUGUAACUGCCAUUGAUCGAUGUGUAGGAUUCCUUGAAGUAGCAGCAAACAAUCAUAUUAUAAUUGAUAGAGAAAAUUGGAUUACAUCUAGAUGA
Messenger RNA from Funneliformis geosporum, 1324 nucleotides. NCBI's taxonomy places the organism in Eukaryota, Fungi, Glomeromycota, Glomeromycetes, Glomerales, Glomeraceae. The record is from the annotation of a GenBank genome assembly.